Lodderomyces orthopsilosis Co 90-125 is the source of this 768-nucleotide messenger RNA. RefSeq names its product Pga6p (gene PGA6). The transcript has a single exon. NCBI's taxonomy places the organism in Eukaryota, Fungi, Ascomycota, Pichiomycetes, Serinales, Debaryomycetaceae. The record is from RefSeq and is a predicted model, not a curated record. Bases 1 to 768 code for a protein of 255 amino acids.
AUGCAAUACUCAACUUUAUUAAUCAUUGCUUCAGCAUUAGUCGCUUCAUCAUACGGUGCAACCACCUCAACUUCAUUGCAAACUGUCACCAACCACCAAUCAACCGAAGUCACCAUCACUUCAUGUUCAAAUGAAGCUUGUGUUACUACUUCAAACUCAUUAGUUCCAUCAGUUGCUACUACCACUGUUGAAGGUGUUGAAACUGUUUACACCACUUAUUGUCCAUUGUCAAGUGAAGAAGCAGGUGAAGGAACCUCUGCUCCAACCACUACUCAACCAAGCACUGUUGCUGCUGAAUCAUCUGAAGCUCCAGGUCCAUCAUCAACUGAAACUGUUGUUACUACUACUGUUCAAGGUGUUGAAACUAUCUACACUACUUACUGCCCUUUGUCAAGUGAAGAAGCUGGUACUGGUGCUCCAACCACUGCUGCUGCUGAAUCAACCCCUGCUGCUGCCGGAGAAUCAACCCCUGCUGCUGCAGCUUCUUCUGCUCCAGCUGCUGCUGAAUCCAACCCAAGCACUCUUGCAGGUGAGGCCACUACUCCAGCCACCGAAUCAGACCAAUAUGUUGACGUCACCGAAACUCCAACUGUAUCUGCUACUGAAAACGUUGAAGCUACCGAAACCGCUCAAUCAACUUUGUUCACCUCCUCCGCAGCUGGAAACUCAUCAUCAACUGAAGCUGGUGUUUCUACUUAUGAAGCUGGUGCUCAAAGAGUUGCUGUUGGUUUUGCUGCUGUCGCUGGUUUGGCAGCUGCUUUGGUAUAA